Messenger RNA from Anopheles nili, 1227 nucleotides. RefSeq names its product fructose-1,6-bisphosphatase 1 (gene fbp). The record is from RefSeq and is a predicted model, not a curated record. Gene Ontology annotation, cellular component: cytoplasm; cytosol. The coding region runs from base 154 to 1164 and encodes 336 amino acids. Gene Ontology annotation, biological process: sucrose biosynthetic process; fructose metabolic process; fructose 6-phosphate metabolic process. Lineage: Eukaryota; Metazoa; Arthropoda; Insecta; Diptera; Culicidae. The transcript has 4 exons. Gene Ontology annotation, molecular function: fructose 1,6-bisphosphate 1-phosphatase activity.
UAUCUGUCCUGCGUAACGUUUUGACCGUAAAGGGUGACGUUUUAAGCUUCUCCACGCCGGUAGCUCACUUUCUCCUGUUUAAUCGGAUUGCAGCAUCGAUUGGAGAGGUUUUGUGGUUGUGCUUCAAAACAACAUUUAGCGUCGGUACAAAUCAUGACCCAGCAAGGACCAGCCUUCGACUCCAACUGCAUGACCCUGACGCGGUUUGUGCUGCAGGAACAGAAAAAAUAUAAGCAUGCAACUGGCGAUCUGUCUCAGCUGCUCAACUGCAUCCAGACGGCAAUCAAGGCCAUUAGUUCCGCCGUCCGGAAGGCAGGCAUCGCAAAAUUGCAAGGCAUCUCCGGUGACACUAACGUUCAGGGCGAGCAGGUGAAAAAGCUGGAUGUCCUAUCGAAUGAAAUCUUUAUCAACAUGCUGAAAUCGUCGUAUGCCACCUGCCUGCUCGUGUCGGAGGAGAACGACAACGUGAUAGAGAUCGAAACAGACAAGCGUGGCAAGUACGUCGUCUCGUUUGACCCGCUCGAUGGAUCUUCCAACAUUGACUGUCUCGUUUCGAUCGGUUCCAUCUUUGCCAUUACCAAGCAAGUGAAGGAAAAUACGGACCCUUCCGUGGAGGAUGCUCUACAGCCGGGCAAUAAGAUUGUUGCCGCUGGGUACGCGCUGUACGGUUCCGCCACGAUGAUUGUGCUUAGUCUGGGUAACGGUGUGCAUGGGUUUAUGUACGAUCCGUCGAUCGGUGAGUUUGUGUUGACCGACUACAACAUGCGCAUUCCGGAGCGGGGCAACAUUUACUCCAUCAAUGAGGGUUACGCGUCCACCUGGGACUCAUCAGUGCUUAACUACGUCCAGGACAAGAAGGAUCCGGCUAAGGGAAAGCCGUACGGAGCCCGCUACGUAGGCAGCAUGGUCGCAGACGUGCACCGAACAAUCAAAUACGGUGGUAUUUUCAUCUAUCCGGCUACGGCCGCGGCGAAGAAUGGCAAAUUGCGCCUGUUGUACGAGUGCAAUCCAAUGGCGUACCUAGUGACGCAGGCAGGAGGAAAGGCGUACGCCGGUAAGGGCAAGGAGAUACUGGACGUUGUGCCCACAUCCAUCCAUCAGCGGUCACCAAUCUAUCUCGGGUCUAAACUAGACGUCGAGGAAGCCCUUAGUUACAUCAAGUAGAUCGGCAUCUUAACCGGUUUCCCUACCAUCGUCUUAUUGCUUUCAUUUUUGUAAAAAAAAAUA